AUGACCUCUGCCGACGGGUCAUAUCAUCUUGAGACUGAAACUCACCCUCGUCGACUUUCAUCUCGAGACCGUUAUUCCACUGUUUCAAGAAGCAUCGAUGAUGCCCCGGGAAAUGAAAAUGCCACGGGUGCGCUGCCAUCUAUGCUUCAGCUCUUCCCUAUCCAGGUGGAGUGCCAAAAACCAGCUGUCGUUAUUGGCAAUGACAAUACGAAGGCCAUUCUCAUUGUGAAAGCCAAUUCAGCAUCUGCAAUUGUAGAUGCCUCAGAAACUGAAACGUGUGAUCUCUACCGCCAAUCUUUCAAGGUCGAAUUCAAUCAGCCCGUGAUUGAAAUGAGAGAAAAUGACGAGUUCAAGGAGGACCAGGCUUCGCGCGCGACGAGGCAACGAGAAGAAACCACGAGCCAUGAACCCCACAAUCAACGAUUAUUCUUCCGAGUGCGUCGACGUAAAGUGCUGAACACACUCCGUAAUAUGAUUCCUUACUGGCGUCGCUCGGUCGAGUCCUUCUCAACCGACUCGAGAGCAGCUUUGGGCUCGGGAGUACCGCAGAUCCCAGGCUCCAACCGCUGGCAAGGUUUGUCAAGAUAUAUAGAUGACAGAUAUCAGGACGAUAAGGCACGAUGGUCUUCUGUCGAAUAUGCCGCCGUUUCGACAAUUCUUGACUCGCCUUCGGCAACACUGACAAUCUAUUGGGACGUCGUUACCAAAAUCUCCGAGACUGCACGUCGCCGCGGUACCUCCAACUUCUACAUGAGCAUCAAUGGUACGGAGCCUCCAGCCUGGGGUAUGACGCUCUCAGUCAGAGGCGGAACGAUGAACUAUGGGCCAUGGGCAGAUAGACUCCGGGCUGAUUUGCAGCGAGUGUUCUAUCCCGCACUGUCAAAAGAUGCCGUCGCCUUCCAGCCGUUACCCGCCGGCUCGUGGAGAGUCCCUGCACAAUUCAAACUACACGUGGAGUUGGAAGAUACCGUGACAUUGCGCAUUCCAAUUCGAGAAGAGUCUAAAAACUGGCGCUGGCGUGGCCGGGAACCACCAAUCAGCCGUCACACCGGAAUCAAGAAGCGGAGAAACAAGCUCAAGAAGUCCAACCAAGGGGAGUCUCAAUCAGUUCGGCCGGCCGGUUGGCUGGAAAUUAAGGCACCUGCGGAUUCCACCAUAUCCUAUUCAAUGGAUAUGCUAGCGAGCUCCACCGGCUAUCAAAACCAUCUGGAUAUUGAUUUGCCAAGCACAGAGCUUUGGAGCAGUGUUAAUCACGAUUUACUCUGGAAGUCCGGGGCACAGCGCAUUCAAUGCGACUUGUCUAAUCCUCUGACAUGGAACACCCUACGUGAUUGGAGCUUCACCAUCUCAUGUGACAACAUGAAACUCUACCUUUUACGCGACCACAUAUUUCUCUUUACCGAUCUCGUGAACGACUGGGCCAGUGGACCACCGCCUGAAUACCUCGUUUUCACGCCGUACAUGUACCAUUUGAACCUCAAUCUGCAGAAUAUACAACUGUAUCUCAACGUUAACGAUGAAAACAUAAUCGAUCAAGCCACGACCUUGGGUGACAACACUUGUUUGAUCAUAUCAUCUCCCUUGUUGAGAGCGGAAACCUCGAUCCCGCUUGACAAGUUUCUUCCAAACAAGAAUGCUAUUCCAUUCGAAAUGAGAGCCGACUCCUUUGACCUUUCUCUACAUGCAUCGCAAUCCGACACACGAGCUGCAUUCCUGAGAUCCAACGAGCUUGGACAUGGAAGGGACUUGACGGUGACGGGGAGCUACCAUUACAAUGCCACUACUUCUUCUGCCAAUACGGACUCUUUGAUACUGAAAGUCCAUUGCGUGUCUCCCUACGCAUGCCUCCACGGCUUCCUUAUCCGAUAUUUCAUUCUGCUCAAAGACAAUUACUUCGGUGACCAUGUCCAUUUCCGUACCCUCGACGAAUACCAGGAGCAGCUUCAGUCACGAGCCACGGCGCCUGCUCUUGAACCUGCCCCACGAUUUCCGGCUAAGAAGUCUAACGAUCUUGAUGUGAUGCUAUCUGUCGGCGUUGCGAAUCCUCGAAUCAUGCUGCCCAUAAAUCUAUACGAAGCAGAUCGUUUUGUCCAAUGCGAAUUUGCUUCUCUGUCCGUGGAUCUUCGUUUCACAAACUACUACAUGGAUUUAGAGCUGUCGUUGAGCCCCCUAAGCCUGUCAUUGGGUAUCCCUGCUCUAUCCCCGGAUAGCAUGGAUUCCUCCCAGUCAAACACACAACUGUUCGUUGAUGGUGUUCGCGUGUUUGGACAUCGAGCGUUCGGUCUUCCCCCUUCUGAACCGACUUAUAUGUGCAAUUGGGAUGUUGACGUAGGCUCGGUUGACGGUGAAUGUACCACGGAAUUCAUGGCUUCUUUGGCAAAGGGCGGUGCCGCUUUUGGCUUCAUGUUUGAUGACGUUGAAAAUGCUUUAGUGCCAUAUUCUUCACUCAUCUUUCAUGACGUAACCUUCAUCCGUGUAGAUGUGGCAUCAAUUCACCUGUGGCUCCAUGUGGACGACGCAGCGUUUCUGCUUUCUUCCGGCCCUGUCGAGGUACGAAGCAAUGACUGGGCAGGUUCCCAUUAUUCCAAGCGAACGGACAUUUACAUUCCCAAUAUCGAAGUCUCGUGUGUUAAUGCAGAGUCUGCAGCAAGGCCAACCUCUCGGAGACAUCACUCGGUCGAAACCACAGCCUUCUUGAAAACUAACAUUCGCCUGGCGUCAAUAAGUCGUAAAUUUCACUUUCACGAGGAACUCAAAACCCAGCAAGAUUUCCUACGACGAGAAGACAAGCGGACGGAGCGAACACCCUUUUUGCUACGUCCAUAUAUCGAUCACGAAUCUGUCCCUGAACCAUGUGACCCGCCAGCCCAAUGUGUACCACCUCCAGCUACUCCAGUCGAUUAUGUCCAGGAUGAUCAGAGCUCUGAUAGGAGUUUCGCUACGUCUCAUACCUCCAACCGCCUAAGACGACAAAGCUCAUUUUGGUCCUUUGCCAGUUCGAAUAGCAGGAACCGUGCCUCAGCGGAUCAGUCACGCAGUCGUAACAGAUCCAGACACACACGAGCUCUUUCCGCGCACUCUGCUGGCACGGACUCAGGGCGCCGCUCAUCCGCGCAGAAAAGAAGCUCUCUCUCGAACUCACUGCGACUCACCGCACUGAAGUCAUCCGACCAAGUACAACGCUCGGACAAGCAUGUUGAACAGUCUUCGGUUUUAUUCUCAAGCCAGUACCUCUCUCCACACUUUCCACUGCGAAACGUUCAGCCGGAUGGUCAUGAAGCUACGUUUCGAGAGAGGUUGAGCGGGGACAAGGACAAGUUCUUCGCUGCUCAUGCUUCCUUUGAGGACAUAGACCCUUAUAGCCUUAGUGAAGAUCACGCACAAACCAGCACAAUGAUUGAGUUUCCUACCGGCAUUGGCGGGUUCCUCAGCCCAGAUGCCGUGCGCUACGCUAAUGCCCUUUUGGCCGCUUUCCAGCCUAGCGAACCGGACGAUAUCCUGGACUCGUUGCAGGUGGACACGAUUGAACAAAUCUUCUCGACGAAGAAGCAGCAGCAUAUCACAGGCUACAUGCAAGAGGUGCUUGUCAAGCUACCUCAUGCUGAUAUACUAUUUCUCGACACCCUGUCCCGAGACCAAGCAGAGCAAGAUCAGUAUGAUAUUCGAGUAUCUGAGACGCUGUUAAUUACUCGCACCGUCAAGGAUUGUGUAGCGGAUAUUCCGACUUCAAGGACCUCAGUUCAUUUCCGACUCAAGUCUGCAGAGAUUUCAGCAUCUGAACGAGUCUCCAGUAUUGAGACGCCGCAAGCUGCUGUCAAGGUUACGAUUGAUGAUGUCAGAAUAUCUCUCGGCGCGAAGGAAACUACCUACUUCGAUGCUGAUAUCCGCUCAAUUGUCGGGAGCACUGCAUCCGGCAAAGUCGACUAUCUUGCAUCCCUCAUUCAUAGAACCAGCAGUCUGGCCUCAGAGCUCGCUGAUUUAUUCUCUCAAACCAUCUCUCGUCAUGAAAACCGUGUGCAAUAUUUAACCCACAAGCUGCUAGAAGAAGGCAGAAACACUAACGACCCACCAUUUUUAGUAAGGUCUUCUGCUGUUCUUCGCUCGGCUCAUGAUCAUAUAAGGAUUGCCGAUUCGUGGAAACUCAUCAUGCGUUUGCGGCAGAUAUGGGCUACAUUAAGCCAAGAUAAAAGAUCAACGCUUCAAAGUCAGUGCCGAGAAAAUGUUCUACAGCCGCCUCCUGAUGCUUUGCGACACGUUGUUGCCGCAUUCCAAGCAUGGAGAAGCUGGGAUCUGGACGAUCCUUCCAAUUCUGUUCUCCUUCAGAGGAUUUUCGGUGGGAAAUCCGGUGGAAAGGAGGAUCCAUCACCAGGUUAUCCCCGCUCGGGAGCGUGCCGAUUGUCUGAGAUUCAACUUGUGCUGGAUCCAGGUGUCAAACAGAACAACAUCAGGUUGCUUGAUCUGAAUCUCAGAACAAAAGAAAGGCCAGCGGGCCAAGUCAAUCAUCUGCCCGACACUGUGAAUUUCCAUGGUUCCUUGACGAUCGUGACAUUAUGCUGCGCGGAAGCUGCUGUUCACUUGAACUGGGAGCUUUGCGAACUCGCGGAAGAUGUCAUCCGUCUUUAUAACAAGGCUCAACCACCAGUGCCUCACAAGUCAAGGCCAACCAAACAACUAAAGGCGGAAACUUCUCAGUCAUCCCAUGCUUACCAUGUGGUGUUUGAGCUCGCCAGGGGAUCCAUUGAGGCUGAAACGAUCAACCUGUUGGCUAAAUCGCUCUGCCAUGAUUUAACUAUCUCUACCAUCCUUUGCAACUCGGCUGGAGAGCUGAGCUUCGCAAACGCCAUCCUGAAUUGCAAUUCAGUAACGUCCAAGUUGCAGAGCCACGGUCAUCUUGUCAGCGUGUUCCGGCUACACCGGCCAAGCGUCUUCGUUGCCCAUGAACUUCAGAAAACUGCAGGCACUGUCGCUCAUGCAACUAGGAUCUCGGCGAGUUCGCAAGAUCUGAAUCUAGAGGUCGAACAGGACCCGGUUGGUCUACUCGAAAUUCUGGAUUUACUCAUCAGAGAUGAAGUUGCACGACUAUACAGCCUGAAUAACGAGUGGCCUUCCACACCCGAAGAGCUGGAGAAGGGCGGCAAGACCAAGACACAACUGUCCACCUUCGUUGUCAAUGUAAUACUGUUGUUGGACGGAUAUAGGCUCAGCAUUCCACUGCUACAGUCUUUAACGUACAAGAUUUCAGGGCCCAUAGCUAGAGCAUCAUGCGCCGCCAACUUUGGCAGCAAGAUGAUAUUCGACUUUGACGUCGCUGAGAGCUUCCACGAAAUGCACAUCAACGUCAAGGAUGAGCCCAGGCGUAUUUCUCUUCUGCAAUUCCCACCAGCAAAUGGGCGAAUUACAAGCCAUGUUCAGCCGACUGGCAACGUCGUGGAUGUCCUUGCCUCUAUGGAUGUUAUCCACUUGGACGCUUCCUCCAUGUACAAUCUUUUGAUGGCUUUAAAUCGACCACAAAUGUCUGGAGCUAUCGAAGAAAUGCAGCAGCAGUUGAUGGAUAUCCGCAGGAGCAUCCCGGAAACGUUGGGAGCGUCUCAGUCCACAAAAGUGACUACCACACCAAGGCCAUUUGCUCCAAUGGCCCCCAGCGUGGCGUAUGAUGUUCAUCUGGCGCUGGCCGGAGUAAGAGUGUUGGCUAAGACAUCGCUGAAAUCUGCGGAUGAACCUCAGGCUCAGAUUCUCUUCGCCUUGGAGAAGGUCACAUUGCAAGCCUCCAAUCAACCGGACCCAAAUGUUCCCGCUCUCAAAUACCCCGACUUGCAUAUUGACCUGCGUCAGAUUAGCCUGGACAUCCGGCGAGGAAAGCACGAUGCCUUGCGUUCUUGUGGAGACCUCACCACUGGAUUCAACAUCUCUGCCAGUUCUCGGCGAAGAGACGACGGAAAAGAGGACUGGUCGCUGUACUUCCGCAACGAUGACUUUGCGAUGAACUUGUCACCAGAGACGGUCUCGACUGUGAUCGACGUCGUCGGCUAUAUGGGCUCAAAGAUCAAAGAUUUGGACACCUCCCGUGAGCUAGAGUAUCUUCGGAAGCUCAGACAAACCAAACCAAAAAUAAAGAUCAAUGAAGAAGACUGGGACGGAGAUGCGGACUUGUUGGAAUCCGUUUUGUCGUCAAUAACGUACAGGUUUGAAAUUCGCAAUAUUCGAAUGUGCUGGGGGGUGACCGAACAGUCCGUUGACCAGGACAUCGCCAAGGAAGACCUGGUCUUGUCUAUCAAGCUUAUCGAGUUUGGCACGCGAACGAGGAGAUCAGCUCGGCUGACGAUCAAAGACUUUAUGCUUCAAACUGUGCCUCCUGGGCAGGACAAGACCAUCCGGUCUCUGCACUCGGCUUUACUACCGGAAUUCAUGUUUAACGUCGGCUACGUUUCUUCUCAAAAUGCUCGCCGCAUGGCUUUCCACGCUGUCGGAGAUUCUCUUGAUCUUCGUUUGACUUCAGGUUUCAUAAUCCCGGCUGCAAGCCUCAUACAGUCAAUAUCCUUGUCGAUGAGAAAUGUGCAGACUGCGUCCGCUCAGUGGACGACUGAACAUCCUGGAGCACCAGAAGACGUGGCAUCGAGAAAGUUGGAGCAUUCUAGCCCGCAGACUCGGCAGCGCAGCAUGUUCAAAAACAAGAGACUGGAAAGCUUGCUAGUAGAUGCGGAUUUCGCUGGAGCUGUUGUCUAUUUAUCAACAAAGAGGAACGCAACAGGUGCCGCAGCGGAUUCAAAGUAUUGCCAACCCUCAUUGGCAGGCAAGUACGGCCAAUUUAGUGCGGAUGACUCCGGGUCAGGUGCUGUUUUGCGGACCCCGGGCCUGGCAUGGAAAGCGGAGUAUCGUGACGACGGCAAUGACGACCCUUCUCUCUUUGCGGAGAUCAAGAUCGAUGCCUCUAGCAACAUCCUUUACCCUUCGGUGGUUCCCCUGGUUUUGGACAUGCUGUCCUCGGUGAAGCAGGUGGUGAGCGAUGAUGCUGAGAAAACCCUCCAAGCAGAACAGCCGGAGCGGCCGAAGAUGAAGCCGACCAAGUCUGGAGAGGAGGAUAAGUUCCUCACUGCAGACCCUAGUGCUGUCCUAGGACGGCUCAGGUUGAACCUGGGUCUACGAAUCUGUCGGCAGGAAUUUUCCUUGAGCUGCCAACCGAUAGCAAGAGUUUCUGCCACGGCUUGCUUCGACCACAUGUAUUUUACAAUGAAUACCGUCACGUCUCAGGAGCAAGGCAACUUCUUUGCCAUUUCCGGAGUCGUAACGAGACCACGGGCCUCGGUGCAGCACGUGUACUCGCGGGAUUCCACCGCCAACUUUGACUUGGAUUCCGUCACCAUCUCCUUUAUGAACAACAAGCACUUCAGCGGUACGAGCGGCGUGUCUGCUAUUCUCAGCGUCAGCCCGAUGAAAAUCUCAAUCAACGCCAAGCAAGUGCAAGAUUUUCUCCUUUUCCGCGAAAUCUGGUAUCCGGAAGAGCUACGUCAGAAAUCAGCAGUGGUGGUUCCGGAGAUGCCGGUCGAGACGUCUCAGACACAUCUCGUGCAGCGAUACCAAGAAGUUGCUGCCACGGCAGCUUUUCCCUGGACAGCUACGAUAUCUAUUGCCGCGCUUGACGUCAGCGUAGACUUGGGCCAGGCCAUCGGUAGAUCAUCAUUUCAAAUCAACGACUUCUGGAUAUCGUCGAAGAAGACAUCGGAUUGGGAGCAGAAUCUGUGUCUCGGCUUUCAAAAGGUCGGGGUGGAGUGCAGCGGCCGCUUGAGCGGCUUUAUUGCGCUGCAGGACUUUAGAGUGCGAUCGUCCAUCCAUUGGCCUCGCCGCGAGGAAGCUCUCAAUGAAACGCCUCUUGUCCAGGGUUCCCUUGCGUUCAACGCGCUCCGAGCCAAAGUUGCCUUUGACUACCAGGCUUUUCUGGUGGCCGACGUCACAUCGCUCGAAUUCCUGAUGUACAAUGUUCGAGAAGCAAAGGACGGAAACGGCGAUCGCUUGAUAGCCAUUUUCGACGGUGAAGCAGUUCAAGUAUUCGGGACCACGACUUCGGCAGCACAGGGGGUUGCUCUCUAUCAAGCGCUGCAGAAGCUCGUUCAGGAGAGGCGGGAGAACUUUGAAUCGUCACUGAGGGAGAUUGAGAGGUUUACGAAGCGAAGGUCCAUCACAUCACGAGGGGCAUUGCACCGAUACUCUGUUGCGCCGAAGCUGCCAGUGGAUGACACGUUGUCCAAGUCCCCGAUUUCGCUGGAUACCGACGUCGUGGUUAACUUGAGAGCACUGAACCUCGGCGUGUUUCCAAGCACAUUUUCCGACCAUCAGGUGUUCAAGAUGGAAGCACUCAACGCGCACGCUCGGUUUGCAGCCAGCAUCGAGCAGCGACGCCUUCACAGCGUUCUCCGCAUGACGCUGGGCCAAUUGCGGAUAGGCCUUGCGGGGGUGCGAGACGCGGAAGCACCGAAAACCAUGAGCGAGAUGACGGUGGAAGACGUUGUGCAGAGGUCAACGGGAUCACGCGGCGGCACGAUUCUCAAGGUGCCCCGUGUCGAAGCGGCGAUGGAGACUUGGCAGAAACCAUCGAGCAACCACAUUGACUAUCUGUUCAAGAGCACGUUUGAGGGCAAGGUGGAGGUGGGAUGGAACUACUCUCGCAUCAGCUACAUCCGGGGCAUGUGGGCCAACCACUCCAAGUCGUUGGAACAAAUCUGGGGUCGGCAACUGCCCAUGACGGCAGUCAAAAUAACGGGAGUUCCAGAAGCAGAAGGCGAAAAGCAAAAGAUCACGGCCGAGGUGAACGUGCCGCAAUCCAAGUUUGACUAUCUAGCCCUGGAGCCGCCAGUGAUUGAGACUCCGCAGCUCCGAGAUAUGGGAGAGGCAACACCACCGCUGGAGUGGAUCGGUUUGCACCGAGACAGGCUUCCCAACUUGACGCAUCAGAUUGUUAUUGUGUCGCUACUGGAGCUAGCAGGUGAGGUGGAGGACGCGUAUUCACGGAUUCUGGGUUCCUCUUGA
This is a messenger RNA of Ustilaginoidea virens, 9021 nucleotides long. RefSeq lists its product as uncharacterized. The coding region runs from base 1 to 9021 and encodes 3006 amino acids. The record is from RefSeq and is a predicted model, not a curated record. Gene Ontology annotation, cellular component: membrane. Gene Ontology annotation, biological process: fermentation. Lineage: Eukaryota; Fungi; Ascomycota; Sordariomycetes; Hypocreales; Clavicipitaceae. The transcript has a single exon.